AGAGCUGUUCUCGUACUUCAAAUAUUUAUAGCCCUUAGCUUCUUCAAGUUCAAACACACCCACCAUCUGAUUCAUCAUCAUAUUUCAUAUCCUUCUUAAUUAGGAGCCAUGUCUAGCAAAGCUGGUCAGGUCAUCAAGUGCAAAGCUGCGGUGGCGUGGGAAGCAUGCAAGCCACUAGUGAUUGAAGAAAUAGAGGUAGCUCCACCACAGGCUGGUGAAGUUCGUUUGAAGAUCCUCUACACCUCCCUUUGUCGUUCUGAUGUUAACUACUGGGACUGCAAGGGCCAUACUUCGAUUUUUCCCCGUAUACUUGGUCACGAAGCUGCAGGGAUUGUGGAGAGCAUAGGAGAGGGUGUGACUCAUCUCAAACCAGGAGAUCAUGCACUCCCUGUAUUCACUGGAGAGUGUGGGGAAUGCCCACAUUGUAAGUCUGAAGAGAGCAACAUGUGUGAACUGCUAAGGGUCAGCGUUACUAGGGGUGUUAUGCUCAAUGACGGUAAGACAAGAUUCUCCAAAAAUGGACAGCCCAUAUACCACUUUGUGGGAACCUCUACAUUUAGUGAAUACACUGUUGUCCAUGCUAAAUGUGUUGCAAAGAUCAACCCUGCUGCCCCACUUGACAAAGUUUGUAUUCUCAGUUGCGGAUUCUGCACAGGAUUUGGUGCUACUGUAAACGUGGCAAAACCGAAGCCUGGUUCUUCUGUAGCUAUAUUUGGAUUGGGAGCUGUUGGCCUUGCUGCUGCUGAAGGGGCUAGGAUAUCUGGUGCUUCUAGAAUCAUUGGGGUUGAUUUAAUUUCCAGCCGAUUUGAACAAGCCAAAAAUUUUGGAGUCACUGACUUUGUGAACCCAAAAGAUCAUGACAAACCUGUACAACAGGUAAUUGUUGAAAUGACUAACGGAGGAGUUGACCGUGCACUUGAAUGUACUGGAAACGUCGAAGCCUCGAUAGCAGCAUUUGAAUGUGUUCAUGAUGGUUGGGGUGUAGCUGUACUUGUUGGUCUGCCAAAAGAUGAUGCUGUUUUCAAAACUCACCCUUCGAAUUUCUUAUUUGAGAGGACCAUUAAGGGUACCUUCUAUGGAAACUACAAACCGCUCACUGAUCUUCCAUCUGUUGUGGAGAAGUACAUGAACAAGGAGCUAGAACUGGAGAAAUUCAUCACUCACUCAGUUCCAUUUUCGGAGAUUAACAAAUCAUUUGAAUACAUGCUGAAAGGGGAGUCAAUCAGGUGUGUCAUCCGCAUGGAAGGCUAAAUAAACAAUAAUGAAUAAUAUAGAAUAGCCUCUGGCUUGGGAGCAUUGUGUUUCUUUCUGAUCAUGAUCCAAAUCCCAUCAGUGAAUAGAAGUAAUAAAAGUUUUCAGAAUAAGAGUGCCUUUCUUGGCUGUUUAUAUUGUGACUUUUGUGUCUUGUAUCGAAUAUAAGCAGUAUGAGCCUUGACGAGUCAUGGUUCACUUGUCAUAAAUAAAAUUUAACACUUCAAAA
This is a messenger RNA of Gastrolobium bilobum, 1480 nucleotides long. Its product is annotated as alcohol dehydrogenase 1-like. The record is from RefSeq and is a predicted model, not a curated record. Gene Ontology annotation, cellular component: cytosol. NCBI's taxonomy places the organism in Eukaryota, Viridiplantae, Streptophyta, Magnoliopsida, Fabales, Fabaceae. Bases 109 to 1251 code for a protein of 380 amino acids. Gene Ontology annotation, molecular function: zinc ion binding; S-(hydroxymethyl)glutathione dehydrogenase [NAD(P)+] activity. Gene Ontology annotation, biological process: formaldehyde catabolic process. The transcript has 10 exons.